AGGGGUCCAGUACGUACGUACCUGUAAACCAUCAACAGUACCGGUAAUAGAGGAAAAGCAAUUUGUAAUCCCCUUCUUCUGAUACCCUACGCUAACUUUUGAAUGCGAGACCGAAGAGAUAUUCUUUGAAGAGUUCUCAAACUGCCUCUCAACCGACUUACGUCCAGCUCAUUGCUAUAUUUUCAAUACAAAAAAGGAACAAGGAGAGGGUAAAGAAACGAUGACGACAAGCCUCGUUGCUAGCGUUACGGCUGUUGGAAUUCUUAGUUGUCUGAGUCCCCUUUGUCAAUGUUUUACCAAUGACAUGCCGUUACGGGCUUCCGUUGGAAGCGUUAUUGAAAGGGACCGACGUCAUGGAAUGCGAGAGCACUUUCUUCUUGCGUUGUCUGCUCAUGACGAAGCUUUCCAAGAUUGGUCAUCAGAUAGCAGAAUCGAUGUUCGAAACUUAUUGACACAACGAGCGAUACAAUCGUUCAUGUUUCUUUGUGAAGAAUGCCGCGAUCCUCACUCGGGGAAAUGGAUCGAAGACUUCCUAAAGACACAGAAUCUACUCAAUUACCACGGUACAGGCGCCAGCUUUAUGGCGGACGUCCCUUGGGACGGGCCACUGUUGGAACUAAUGGAUCAACCAGAAGAUGUAAUGAUAGUGAGCGCGAAACGUCGCGGAAGAGGCCACGGGGGCUGGAGCAAAAACAACCCUUAUCUACAGGACCGAUACGUGGAAUUUAAAAUUACUAUUGACCCCGCUUCGUUGACUGAUCGCAUUCUUGCUGUUAGAGAGCAACUUGCCGCGGAGUGGGUGAAUGAUCUAGAAAUCUUGGGGAGAGCGAACCAACAAAUCCUGGAUUCCUACUUUCAACUAGCAAAAGACGAGCGCAACCAAGAUCCUGCGAUGUCACCAGCUGUUGCGUUUGAACGUACAGCUGUGGACGCUCUGAACUCUCAUACAUCGUUUGGUGCCUCGGGCUCGCCGUUUCGCAUGGGUAGUUUUGAUUUGCUUUACAACCUUUGCACCCAAGCUAGCAUUCAUCGUCUGCUUCGGUCCCUUGGCGACAAGGGCGACGAUGCAAACCUCGAGUUGCUUCGUGAUUUCUACGUAGAUCGCCUCGAAGAUUUUUUUGACGGCGAUCUUCCGUUUGGAAAAGCAGGUGCGUUCUUGAGCGAUUUGAAAAAUCAGUGAUCGCAACGAAACCCGCACAUAUAUUUUACAUGUCUAACCCAUUCUUAUCAUUCAUUAACCUUUCCGAAACAGACGAUUUUAUUGAAGAACUGUUGCUUCUGUCGCCGUCAAUAAUUCAUCGUGACAACGGCAAUGUCGCACUCACCGAUCCAUUUGGAAUUUCCGAGCAGAUAAUAGAAUUCAGGAAUGACAUCUUUUCGGAAUGGAUUGAAGCCAUGAAACUAGUUCCUACCGCACACCAGGACGGAGUCAGAAAACGGCUUCUCAACAAAAGGAUGGAAGCCUGGAACGAAUACACGAGAAAGUCCAAAGGUAGUGGUAAUACUGGUGCAGGAUUUCAAUGAUUGCCAAAUCAAGGCAUUCGCAUGCUUGGAUACCGAACAUGACAAGUACUUUAGCAAGUAAUACUGUCAAUUAGUAAUAUUAAUUUUCACAAAGUUUCUUCGCACCCAUGCGAAUAAGGAAAGGAAGAGAAUUAUUGUCAAAAUGAUGUAUAUCUAUAGCGGUUCUGAUUCUUCGAUGAUCGAUUCUUUUUCCGUUUGGGUCUUGUCGAUUAUUGUGGUAAGUUAUAUAUAUUUUAGUAGCAUACCUAGUCUUGAAAUUAAUUGUCGUCGGAGGCUUUCUUUUCUUCUAUUUUCUUUCCUUCUUCCCGCCCGAUCACCUUCAGGCCUGUUUCGUCCGUAAUUUUCUCAACCACUCCGGCUUCUUCAAGAUUUUUAUUCAAUAUUAGGGCUUGAGAGGCUGCCAUAGAAUCAGCCUUCUCGUAGAGAUCCUUCAUUUUACCAAAAACCCCUUUCUUAUCGUCGCUUUCGCCUCCCAUGCCUGUCGUCUCGACAUCAUUUGUAGAAGAAGUUUCUUCUGCUGGUGUACUUUCCUUAGAUAGCACGGAAGUUGCUUCGGUAGUAUCAUCCAUUACCACUUCGGAAAUUGCUGCUAGACGCUUUUUCUCCUUUCCAGAUCGUCUCUUUUUCUUACUUUUACUCAUGCCGCCUCCUCCGGUCUUCUUCGUCUGUUUUUGUUCGCGACGGCGUUCCAACUCUUCGUAAAUUUUUUCAGCAUUGAUACGCUGGGAAUCAAGUUCGGCUUCUGCCAUCAAUCCCGAUCCUCCACCAAACAAUAGAGUAAUGAUACCACCAAUUUUAUUAGUGAACAAAAAUUUGAAAAUGGGAUUUGAUAACACCCACCCGAAACCGUUCGCUUCUAGAACAUAAAGGCUGUUGGGUGUCCCCGGGUCGGCUGCUGAUGCAACAACCGUAGCAGCAUUCAUGGCAGUUUCUCUGUCCCGCAUAUCGGUCAAAAAUCCAUUGAAAGAAGCCAGGAUGAUUCCGAAAAGAGCCAUUGUGGCGUAGAUUGCCACCCGUGUUCCGCGAUCUUUAGCCGCUGGAGUAUUGGCUUCUGCCUUGUAUAUUUCAUCUCGAAGUUCUUCAGGGAUUUUUGAAUCAUACGGACUGAGAAACUCCAAUAGUUUAUUGUAGAGGCGCGUAUUCCCACGACGAGUGGAAGGCGAUCCGUGUUUCUGUUGCAAUUGGUAUGGAACUGUUGCUGUAGCUCUCGACUGAGUCCUCCGGGUGGAACAAAGCCGAUUGCUCGUUGGUACAACCCAAGCCGACACACCAGAUAAUGAACAGCAUAUGAAGCCGAUUAUAAACAGUUUUACACCAA
This is a messenger RNA of Pseudo-nitzschia multistriata, 2842 nucleotides long. The record is from the annotation of a GenBank genome assembly. NCBI's taxonomy places the organism in Eukaryota, Bacillariophyta, Bacillariophyceae, Bacillariales, Bacillariaceae.